This is a messenger RNA of Peromyscus eremicus (cactus mouse), 1968 nucleotides long. It is a transcript of the gene Gsk3b, whose product is annotated as glycogen synthase kinase 3 beta. The record is from RefSeq and is a predicted model, not a curated record. Gene Ontology annotation, biological process: regulation of neuron projection development; protein phosphorylation; regulation of microtubule cytoskeleton organization. Gene Ontology annotation, molecular function: protein serine/threonine kinase activity; ATP binding; tau-protein kinase activity. Gene Ontology annotation, cellular component: beta-catenin destruction complex; axon; glutamatergic synapse. The transcript has 12 exons. Bases 552 to 1853 code for a protein of 433 amino acids. Lineage: Eukaryota; Metazoa; Chordata; Mammalia; Rodentia; Cricetidae.
GGAGCCGCAGCGUUUACCGUCGCAUCUCCGAGCCAUCUCCUCCCUCCUUCCCAUCCCCCUUCUCUUCAAGCGUGAGGCUCGUGAUCCUUCCGCCGCUUCCCUUCUUCAUUGACUCGGGAAAAAAAAAAAAAUCCCCGAGGAAAAUAUAAUACUCAGAGUACUUAUUUUCAAUCAAGUAUUUGCCCUCGUUCACGUGAUUAUAUAUAUAUAUUUUUAAGGAUUCCACUCCACCCUUUUUCUCCCCUCCCACGAGAGGGAGGUGAAAGAAUUGUAUUUUUUCCCCCCAGCCCUAAAUCAUCUAUGUGUUAAAUAUCAGUACUGAUCUGUCUUGAAGGAGAAAUACAUCGCUCUCAAUUUUUUUUUUAAAUUUUUAUUAAAUAGCUAUACAAAAGGAGUGAAAAGCCAAGAGGACGGAGUCUUUUUUUUUUUUUCUUCUUUCUCUUUCUUGCGGGAGAACUUAAUGCUGCAUUUAUCAUUAACCUAGUACCCUAAUAUAAAACAAAAGGAAGAAAAGGAUUAAGGAAGGAAAAGGUGAUUCAAGAAGAGCCAUCAUGUCGGGGCGACCGAGAACCACCUCCUUUGCAGAGAGCUGCAAGCCAGUGCAGCAGCCUUCAGCUUUUGGUAGCAUGAAAGUUAGCAGAGACAAAGAUGGCAGCAAGGUGACCACAGUGGUGGCAACCCCUGGACAGGGUCCUGACAGGCCACAGGAAGUCAGUUAUACAGACACUAAAGUGAUUGGAAAUGGAUCAUUUGGUGUGGUAUAUCAAGCCAAACUUUGCGAUUCAGGAGAACUGGUUGCCAUCAAGAAAGUUUUGCAGGACAAGCGAUUUAAGAACCGAGAGCUCCAGAUCAUGAGAAAGCUAGAUCAUUGUAACAUAGUCCGAUUGCGGUAUUUCUUCUACUCGAGUGGUGAGAAGAAAGAUGAGGUCUACCUUAAUCUGGUGCUGGACUAUGUUCCCGAAACAGUGUACAGAGUUGCCAGACACUAUAGUCGAGCCAAACAGACACUCCCUGUGAUCUAUGUCAAGUUGUAUAUGUAUCAGCUGUUCAGAAGUUUAGCCUAUAUCCAUUCCUUUGGAAUCUGCCAUCGAGACAUUAAACCGCAGAACCUCUUGCUGGAUCCUGAUACAGCUGUAUUAAAGCUCUGUGACUUUGGAAGUGCAAAGCAGCUGGUCCGAGGAGAACCCAAUGUUUCAUAUAUCUGUUCUCGGUACUAUAGGGCCCCAGAGUUGAUCUUUGGAGCCACUGAUUAUACCUCUAGUAUAGAUGUAUGGUCUGCAGGCUGUGUGUUGGCUGAGUUGUUGCUAGGACAACCAAUAUUUCCUGGGGACAGUGGUGUGGAUCAGUUGGUGGAAAUAAUCAAGGUCCUGGGAACACCAACAAGGGAGCAAAUUAGAGAAAUGAACCCAAAUUAUACAGAAUUCAAAUUCCCUCAGAUUAAGGCACAUCCUUGGACAAAGGAUUCGUCAGGAACAGGACAUUUCACCCCAGGAGUACGGGUCUUCCGGCCCCGAACUCCACCAGAGGCGAUUGCCCUGUGUAGCCGUCUACUGGAGUACACACCAACCGCCCGGUUAACACCACUGGAAGCUUGUGCGCAUUCGUUUUUUGAUGAGUUACGGGACCCAAAUGUCAAACUACCAAACGGGCGAGACACACCUGCACUCUUCAACUUUACCACUCAAGAACUGUCCAGCAAUCCACCUCUGGCCACCAUCCUUAUUCCUCCCCACGCUCGGAUUCAAGCAGCUGCUUCCACCCCUACGAACGCCACAGCAGCCUCAGAUACUAAUGCUGGAGACCGUGGACAGACCAAUAAUGCCGCUUCUGCAUCAGCUUCCAACUCCACCUGAACGGCCCCAAGUAGCCAGCUGCGCAGGAAAAACCAGCAGUUACUUGAGUGUCACUCAGCAACACUGGUCACGUUUGGAAAGAAAAUUAAAAAGAGGAAAAAAAAACAACAAAAAA